Messenger RNA from Candidozyma haemuli, 1752 nucleotides. It is a transcript of the gene SAP9, whose product is annotated as aspartyl protease. NCBI's taxonomy places the organism in Eukaryota, Fungi, Ascomycota, Pichiomycetes, Serinales, Metschnikowiaceae. Gene Ontology annotation, biological process: proteolysis. Gene Ontology annotation, molecular function: aspartic-type endopeptidase activity. The transcript has a single exon. The record is from RefSeq and is a predicted model, not a curated record. Bases 1 to 1752 code for a protein of 583 amino acids.
AUGAAGUUGGCAUUGGCGGCUGUGGCCUUGAAUGCUAUUCCAGCUUUGGCUGCUGGAGCGUUUAAACUAGAUUUUGAGGUUCUCCAUGGUAACGAUAAGAACGACAUGGGCAGCGAUAGGAGACCUACUUUUGUUAAGAGAGAUGAUACUGAGGAAAUGGUUCUCCAUAACGAACGGUCUUUUUAUAGAGCUGACUUGAAGAUCGGCAGUCUGGGUGAUAAGGUUGGCGUUUUGGUCGACACGGGCUCUUCAGAUCUUUGGGUUAUGCCUCCUGACGUUACUUGUGGUGUUACUCCAAGAAGUAGCCUGGCUAAGAGAGGCUAUGAGCUUACGGGCGUGAAUAAGCGUGAAGAAUUGCCCCAACUGCCUGCAAAGACAAAGAGAAAGAACUUUGCUGACCUUGAGGCGUUGGACGAGGCCAUCAAGGCCCACGAUGAGUUGGAAGGUAACCAGAAUAAGGAACUCGUUGAGCCUUCGAAGGUUACCGAUGUUCCUACUGCCUCCUUGCAAAAUAAGGACUGCAACGGUCUUUUCUGCUUCAGUACAAUCUUUUUCAGUGGCACGUCGGUCCCUUCGGGCCUGAGCGGUGGCGGUGGUAACAGACCUUCUGGCCCAGACGGUUCUAGAACUACAAACACUUGUACUUCCUAUGGUUCCUACGAGACUGGUACUUCAGACACUUGGUCUCAAAACGAUACUGCUCCUGAGUUCUUCAUUCUGUAUGCUGAUGGCACGUCAGCUUCAGGUGUUUGGGGCCAGGAUCACGUUCUCUUUGGCAACACCAACGUGACCGACUUGAGUUUUGCCUUGGUGAACCACUCGGACUCGGCUUUCGGUGUUUUGGGUAUUGGUCUUCCAGGCUUGGAGUCCACAUACUCGGGAUUCACCGUUGUUAACCCAUACCAGUACGAAAACUUGCCUAUGAGAUUGGUCAGCCAGGGUCUUAUCAACAAGAAUGUCUACUCACUUUAUUUGGACUCUCCAAAAGCAAGUACCGGUUCUAUUUUGUUCGGUGCUAUCGAUAGAGCUAAGUACGAGGGCCAGUUGCAAACUGUGCCUAUUGUCAACAUUUAUGCAAGCACCAGAAGAAACCCUAUUCGUUUGGAUAUUACAAUGAGUGGUCUUACGUUUGAGAGUUCGAACCAGAACGAGUCCAUCUCAUCCACAAGCUACCCAGCCUUGUUGGAUUCUGGUACUACUCUUACCUACUUCCCAGAAAAUCUUCUCGAGAGGGUUGCUUCGUUGCUCUCUGCAUCCUACCUGCGUUCAUACGGUUACUACCAGUUGAGUUGUAACUUCAACACCAACAACGCCCACAUUGUGUUCAACUUUAGCGGUGCUCGUAUCAGAGUUCCUGUUUCAGAGUUGAUCAUCAACUCCGGUAGACAAUGUUUCUUGGGUAUCUUGCCUCAAUCCAGCUCCCAGAAUUCUGUGGACUACGCUGUGUUGGGCGGAAACUUCCUUAGAAGUGCCUAUGUCGUUUACGAUUUAGAUGACUACACUAUCAGUUUGGCGCAAGCCAAGUACACCAGCGACGAGGAUAUCCAGGUUGUUCUGUCGCUGAUCCCAGACUCUGAGUCGGCCCCAAGAGCCAGCGCUUCGCCAUCGUUUGGCAGCUCUUCAGACGACGACUCGUCUUCUGUCACUGCCAUCAACUCAGGAAACGUCAGAAACAGUGACGCUUCCAGCUUCCAUUUCAGCUGGCCUUUGGCCGUGGCCAUGGGAGCCGUUGGGAUCUUUGCUUUGGUCUAA